CGUCUACACAAGCAGGUGGGUGGAUGUACUCAAUGACGCAGGUUGUGGUGGCAGAGCUGCAGAACUCAUGUGUAACCUCCAACCAAGUCAUGAUGGGAAAGUAAGAUGAGAGGAAGCUCAUCAUGUCAGAGACCCCUGUUUUGCCUCCUGUUUGGUAAAGUUUUGUUGAAGGACUUUUGAAUGCUGACUGGCAACCAUCCACAGUGUACCUGCUUCUGACUAGAGUAAGCUGCUAAAACAGGCUCCAGCUCAUCUGUGACCCUGAAGUAGGAUAAGCGGGUGAAGAAGAGGAUCGUGCUGACGUUGCAUCUUCUCUAAGAUGGCAAACCUUGUGACAUCGCUGUGCUGUGUAGUUCUGGCCGCAGUGGUGGUAGCCUACGCGCAGAGACGCAGUCAGGUUGUUGCCAGGAACCAGUAUGAGCGAAUGGGCAGCGACGUCACCAUGCAGUGUGGCUCCUUGGACAAUGAUGCGUCGGUGUCAUGGAAGGUGAACGGGACCGACGUGAAGGCCCAGCACCAUCUUGAAGGCCCCAGACUGAUACUGACCCAAGUGGACCUUGGCCACAAUGGACUCUACAGCUGCUUUCAGAACCCAAAUGGAGAAAGGCGUGACACCAUCAACCUCCGCAUCGGCAUUUCCCCUCGGGAGCCGUUAGUCUCCUGUAGAUCCAACACAUAUCCCAAAGGCUUCUACUGCAGCUGGCACCAGCAGCACUCAACCUACAUCCCCACUACUUUUGAAGUGGAUGUUCAACAUAACCAGCGUUUGCUGGAGGUGCAGAAAGACUCUAUCCAUAAGAAUCGCUGCCAUGUACGUUUUCCGGAGGUAUUCUCCAUCUUCCCAUACAAAGUGAACGUGACCGCAAUCAACGCUUUGGGGCAAGCCUCAAGCACAAUCUCUUUUGAGGAAUCGUCUAUAGUCAAACCAGACCCCCCUGAGCGUGUGACAGCGACUCCGAUUCGUUACAAUCCGCGUAGGCUGGAGGUAUCUUGGCAGAGUCCUGCGACCUGGCCCGACAUCGACAACUUCCCUCUAAAAUACUUUCUUCGCUACCGCCCUCUCAUCAAGGAGCAGUGGCAACAUAUGGAACUAUCUGAAAGCACUUCUCACCCCAUCACUGACGCGUAUGCUGGAAAGGAAUACAUCAUCCAGGUGGCUGCCAAAGACACAGAGAUUGGAACAUGGAGCGACUGGAGUGUCGCCGUGCACGCGACACCUUGGAUUGAAGAACCCGUGCAGACCACCUCCACAACUGAUGUGGAGUAUCUCACGCAGACUAAGACUUCCCCCAUCCCUUCAUCCAACGCUCCACAAAAGGCUGAACCUCCAGUGGGCAGGGCUGCGAAACUUCUCACCUUCUUCUCGCCUCUUCUGUUAGGGAUGCUGCUGCUGUUCAUGUAAUGUAAAUAUCUUACGGCUGAAAGGAGGAGAGGAGGAAGUGGAGGAAGAAGAACAAGAGGAGGAGGAGGAAGAAGAAGAAGAGGCUGGAUCUAUGUUUUCUCUUUUGCACAAGUCCCAAGGAUACAGUGCAUCGAUCAUUUCUGUCUGUCCCACACUUACUUGCCAAGAUUACUUGGACAAUGCCCUACGCAGCAUUUUCAAUUCAUGGUUCCACGCAAAUUGUUCAGAGGAGCCGCUUUCGGCCGUGGCGUCAUCUUCAUCGUCUUCAUCAGCGGCAACAAUAGGAGCAUCGCUGCAAACAGCCGUCGCCUAACUGCACCUGCUGGCUUUAAUUUCAUUUGUUUGGCUGGUAACAAUAUUGACUUUCUUCUCUGCAUUUUUUUAAUUCCUUUUUGGAUUAUCUAUUUACCCAAUUUAAUUUUUUUUUGCCUGCGCACAAAUACAGCCACAAUCACACCAAAACGCGCACGCACAAAAGUCGAGCAUGUGCGUAUGUGUUUGUGCCCAGUUGCUGUCCCAGUACCCCAUACAGCUAAAUCGUCAUGCCAAAGACUCAACAACUCCCUCAUGCAGUCCGAUGGCCCCGAAAAUGUGCAGAUUCCAUUGAUCUGAAAAGCAUAAUAACUUGUGUUUGCACAAUCAUGGAGGAACCCUGCAGAGGCCACAAAAAUAAUCGAGGCCACAAAAAAAAAAAAAAAAAAACACAAUGACACUUCAGUAACACGACUCUGGUUUAUCCAGACAGGUUAGCUUGCAACUGUCAAAAAGGACUUUGAUUGUAUAGAAACAAACACCACAAAUAUAUCUAUAUAUGUAAUAAAAUCUAAAGAUUCCCAACCUUUUAUUUUUCCUCUUUUUUUUUUUGGACAAAGACAAAGCUGUUUUUGGGAGGCAUUGGUGGCUGUAAAAUAACACAAAUCACUUUGUAUUCUGACGCCUUCACAUGCAUAGAAAAUGUCUUUUUGCAGUAGCCAAGAUAAAUUGUUGGUAUUAUGUUAUUCCGAUGAGUACUGAUGUUUUAUUGUGUUUUUAUAUGAAUUUUAUGGUAAAACAACUACAAAAACACACAUGUAGGGUUUUAGUUCUUCUGUUUCUGGCUUCUUUUUUUUUUUAAUCUGACAUUCAUAAUGGCUUACUGUAUUCCUCUGAUCCUAUUUUGUAAACUAUGAUAUGUAACUUUAACAUUGAACAAAAGUUUAUUAUUUAAUAAUAAUAAUAAUACAAAAAAUACUAAGUAUGUAUUAGCAGUAGAAUGUCGUAAACCUGUACCUGGGGUCUUUUUUAUAGCUGUAUAUACAAUGACAGGUUUCAACCAUUAAA
This is a messenger RNA of Syngnathoides biaculeatus (alligator pipefish), 2722 nucleotides long. It is a transcript of the gene cntfr, whose product is annotated as ciliary neurotrophic factor receptor. Bases 320 to 1402 code for a protein of 360 amino acids. Gene Ontology annotation, biological process: cytokine-mediated signaling pathway. Lineage: Eukaryota; Metazoa; Chordata; Actinopteri; Syngnathiformes; Syngnathidae. Gene Ontology annotation, cellular component: membrane; external side of plasma membrane. The transcript has 13 exons. The record is from RefSeq and is a predicted model, not a curated record. Gene Ontology annotation, molecular function: cytokine receptor activity; protein binding.